AAAAGAACUAUGGCUUGUUGAAGGAGAAUUGACAUUCAUUAACCCAGAAAUUAUUAGUCAACGUAUUAAUAAGUAUCGUGACAUUUUCAAAAGGUAUAGAUUGCUUUUUGAAAAUAUUACGAUUAGUUCAUCACCGUGGCCAAUGCCCAUACUAAAAAUAUUUCUGGAUAUUUAUUUAGAUCAUUUCGGUACCUACAGGAAUGUUUAUUAUUCUUUGGGUGGUACAUAUAUACAGAUCGGUAACAUGAAGCAAUCUGAUCAAAAAUUGCUUAAGAAUCAUUUUCUUAUUGGCUUGGUUCUAUUUGGUACUGAUUUUAAAGAUUUCAUUAAACCGGUUCUCAAUGACCUUAAGCAUUUGGAAAAUGUGUUUAUUAUGUAUAUACUAUAUAGAGAUGCUUGGAUCAUGGGUGGUAUUGGAUGUGUCACUGCUGAUUUACUGCAAGGCAAUGACUUAGCAG
Messenger RNA from Racocetra persica, 458 nucleotides. Lineage: Eukaryota; Fungi; Glomeromycota; Glomeromycetes; Diversisporales; Gigasporaceae. The record is from the annotation of a GenBank genome assembly.